This is a messenger RNA of Mugil cephalus (flathead mullet), 3851 nucleotides long. It is a transcript of the gene ppp2r5ca, whose product is annotated as protein phosphatase 2, regulatory subunit B', gamma a. The coding region runs from base 96 to 1673 and encodes 525 amino acids. NCBI's taxonomy places the organism in Eukaryota, Metazoa, Chordata, Actinopteri, Mugiliformes, Mugilidae. Gene Ontology annotation, molecular function: protein phosphatase activator activity. Gene Ontology annotation, biological process: signal transduction; protein dephosphorylation. Gene Ontology annotation, cellular component: protein phosphatase type 2A complex; cytosol; nucleus. The record is from RefSeq and is a predicted model, not a curated record. The transcript has 14 exons.
CAGCGGCAGAGAGCUUCAUUUUCUGAUCUGCUUUUGUGCUAAAAUGGAGGCUGGCCUCUCGCCCUGAGUGGAUCGCCUUCCUGGUUGAGGUUUAGAUGUUGACAUGCAAUAAAUCUGGAGACAGGAUGGUUGUGGAUGCACCCAAUUCCAAUGGGCCUUUUCAGCCGGUGGCUCUUAUGCACUUCAGAGAUGUGGCCCCUCCUGAGCAGGAGAAGCUCUUCAUCCAGAAGCUGCGACAGUGCUGCGUUCUCUUCGACUUCCUGUCCGACCCGCUGAGUGACCUGAAAUGGAAGGAAGUGAAGAGGGCGGCUCUGAGCGAGAUGGUGGAGUACAUCACCCACAACAGGAAUGUCAUCACGGAGCCGAUCUACCCGGAGGUGGUGCACAUGUUUGCUGUGAACAUGUUCAGAACGUUGCCUCCAUCUUCCAACCCAACUGGAGCAGAGUUUGAUCCCGAAGAGGACGAACCGACGCUUGAAGCUGCGUGGCCUCACCUCCAGCUCGUCUAUGAAUUUUUCCUUAGGUUUUUAGAAUCCCCUGACUUUCAGCCCAACAUAGCGAAGAAAUACAUCGACCAGAAAUUUGUUAUGCAGCUCCUAGAACUAUUCGACAGCGAGGAUCCCAGAGAGAGAGACUUCCUGAAAACCACCCUCCACAGGAUUUACGGAAAGUUCCUGGGGCUGAGAGCGUACAUCAGAAAACAGAUCAAUAACAUUUUCUAUAGGUUUAUCUAUGAGACAGAACACCAUAAUGGUAUAGCUGAACUACUGGAAAUACUUGGAAGCAUAAUCAAUGGAUUUGCCUUACCACUAAAAGAAGAGCACAAGAUUUUCCUGUUGAAGGUUUUAUUGCCUCUGCACAAAGUCAAAUCACUCAGUGUCUACCAUCCACAGCUGGCCUACUGCGUGGUGCAGUUUUUGGAAAAGGACAGCACUCUAACUGAGCCGGUGGUAAUGGCUCUACUAAAGUACUGGCCGAAGACUCACAGUCCUAAGGAGGUGAUGUUCCUGAACGAGCUGGAGGAGAUCCUGGACGUCAUCGAGCCGUCUGAGUUUGUCAAGGUGCAGGAGCCGCUCUUCAGACAGCUGGCCAAGUGUGUCUCCAGCCCACACUUCCAGGUGGCAGAGAGAGCUCUGUACUACUGGAACAACGAGUACAUCAUGAGUCUGAUCAGCGACAACGCGGCCAAGAUUCUGCCCAUCAUGUUCCCCGCUCUGUACCGCAACUCCAAGACCCACUGGAACAAGACCAUCCACGGCCUCAUCUACAACGCUCUGAAGCUUUUCAUGGAGAUGAACCAGAAGCUCUUUGAUGAUUGCACACAGCAGUUCAGGGCCGAGAAAAACAAAGAGAAGGCGAAGUCAAAAGAACGCGAGGAGGCUUGGAUCAAGAUCGAGAACCUCGCCAAGUCAAAUCCACAGUUCUCUAUGUAUGUUGAUUCCUCUGACCUCAAUAGUCCUGUAGCAAUGGAGACGGAUGUCCGUUUGAUAGAAGAUGUUCAGAGGUUAAAAAAGACAGUUGAGGAGGGCGCAACUCAGUUGCAGCAUGAACAGCGGAAGGAGCGGCCCAUGGUGCGACGCAAGUCUGAGUUGCCUCAGGAUAUCUACACCACAAAAGCCUUGGAGUCCCACCGCAGAGCUGAAGACAUGUUGACCACCCACGACGGACUCUAGGUUCCACCAUCUGCCGGCUCUUGGUCCAACUGCCCCCUCCUCCUCCUCCUCCCCUCCCCUCCUCCUCCCUCCUAUACCCCCAACAGACAUGGACAUCUUCUUCUUCGGCCACACUGGCGACCCACGCCGGGCUUUCCACCCUUCUUUCCGGCAUCGUUAUUCCUCUUUAGUCCUCCUUCAUUCCUGCUGCCCCCAGUGCAGAAACCCUGUGUCCACCUCCCUCAGAUUUCUGCAUUCUCAGGUUUUUUUUUUUCUUUAUUUGAAGAGGAGUGUGUUCGUUUGUGUUUUCCGACCGUUUUCCCUCAUCUGUCACCUUUUCCUUUUUUUUUAUUUUCCACCCCUUACCCCACUCACGCACUCACUGUAAAUGUGGAACCUGGGAGUACAGACAGCACAACGCAGGUCCUUCAUUCCUUCUCGAGAGUGUUCACAAUGGAUCGGACAUGGAAACAUAGGAACUGGCUGACUCACUGUCUAAGGAUCGUCUCGUCUUGGUCUCUUCUCGGUUUUCUUUUCUCAAAGGGAACAAAAAAACAAGCCCUGCCUGUUGUUCGGAUGAAAGACAUUUUCUGUCAUCUGUUGUAUGUUUUCUUUAUUUUUGCUCUAACAGACAUCUUGUCAGUGCCAAGACUGUUGCGUUCUUUAUGUUCGUUUCUUGUUUUUAUCUGUGACUUUAACAGGGACACCUGCCUUUUGUUAGCGGUCACUGAAAGAUUUUUUGCUUUGUUUUUUUGUUAGCACACACACAAAAGACCAAACUGAGGCCUGUUCUUAGCCUUGCAAUGUCCAGGAAAGAUGGCGAGGAAAGGGGAAGUUGUCCUGUGGACACCUUGACACUUUCCGUUUUAUUGUUUUGUGCCAUAUGCCGCUCUUUUUAUAUGCUUGCUUCCUUAUGUUCAUUGGCAAUAUUUAAAAACCAGGCUGCGGCAGUAGACGUAGACGGUUCAAACAAUGGUACUUACUGCAUUUUAGUUUAGUAGCUCCAGAUGAACCUGAAUGAACGCUGUGGGUUUGCUCCCUGUGUUUUUGCAAACUCCUUGACUGAGGAGUCAGAUGCAUGAAACGGCUGCCUUCUGAAUAGAAAUACUGAAAAUAUAAGGUGAGUUUUUCUUUGUUUUGUUUUGUUUUAAUGUUGAAUAGAAGGUGCAGGUUUGUUGCAACAGCUUAAAAAAAAAAAAGUUCUGCACACUGUUGGUUUUUUAACAGCGUGACUAAGUUAAAACAUUUGCUCAUUCCGUUUCUAUAAGCUACGAACGCGUUUAGAUCCUCGUAAUGAAUCAGAAAUAGAACAUGUUGAAUAUAAGAGCUAGUAGUUGUUAACAGGCUGACGUGGAAGGCUGAGUACACUAAAUUACGUGAUGAGCACUACCAAAAAAACGUCCAAAAAAAUGUAAAGGUGCAACAUGUUCUGUUGCUACCUUACACCAACGUCAGUACCAUUGUUUAAACUAAGCAGGUCUGCUAGAUUUCCUCAUAUUUGAUGUGUUGUAUUUUCUUUGUAUUGUCUGGAGGUAAGUAGUGUGGAUGUCAGGUUUUCUUUUUUUCUCUCUCUCUCUCUCUCUCUUUUUGGGCCGUUCAGAGCGACCAGUGCUGGAACAGACUGGUGCGAAGUGGCCACAGAAAUGCCAGAUGCUGAAAAUAAACUGACAUUGUGACUUGGCUUGUUAACUGUAUUAAUACUGUAUUUGCUUGAAUGCAAAAAGAUGUAAAUUAAAACUACCAUGUUAAACAUGUACCUUUUACCCUGGAGGAAUGCCAUUCACCAAAUCAACCGAUUUCUGUUGUUGAGGUCAUUGCGUUUAUGAAACAGUCCUGCUUGCUGGGAGAGAUGUUUUAUGAGUUAUAAGUCAGACAUGUUGGAGGUUUCUUCUUAGUGCUGAACAACGAGCCACCCACAAUAAUGAGAGAUGAUUUAAAAAAAAAAAAAAAGGAAAAAAAAGUGAUUCGGUGGCUUGUUCUUUUUCUGCAGGAUCUUUGCAGAUCUUUUAAUUUUAACAUAUUAUUUCCAAAACAUGAUAACUUAAAGUGUCCUUUUGUAUGUGACCUGUACUAUAUGAUUCAUUUAAUAUUGUAUAUAUGAUUUACCUUGUUUCAUGUAGUGUUAUAUAUCUAGAUUAAUUUUGUACAAAUUGUCCCUCUGUACAGAAUAAAACAUCAAUAGCAAGUGAAAGAAGUCGA